This is a messenger RNA of Talaromyces atroroseus, 348 nucleotides long. RefSeq lists its product as hypothetical. The coding region runs from base 1 to 348 and encodes 115 amino acids. Gene Ontology annotation, molecular function: protein binding. The record is from RefSeq and is a predicted model, not a curated record. NCBI's taxonomy places the organism in Eukaryota, Fungi, Ascomycota, Eurotiomycetes, Eurotiales, Trichocomaceae. The transcript has 2 exons.
AUGGCUCACGACGAGCCGCAGGACAGCGCGGGGCCGUCCUCUCCACCACCUCCGUUGCCAGAAGGAUGGCUUGCGCAAUGGGAAGGUGUGUCGCGGAAGUGGUACUUUGUUCAGCGCGCAACGGGGAAGUCACAAUGGGAGAUCCCAACGGAACCAGUUAUCUUAACACCUUCUACCACGCCCGGGUCAAUCGGCUCAGGGCCAACUCAAGCGCCUGAAUCGGGAAUGCAGUCGCUAAGUCCCCAGGCCAUAGCGGCAGGCUCGCCAGACAUGGAUGGAACUAGGGGUUUCUUCAGUAACUCUGCUACGAGACCUAGCUUGUCUGUAUGGAAAGAUAUUAUCUCAUGA